This is a messenger RNA of Sardina pilchardus (European sardine), 691 nucleotides long. RefSeq names its product calcitonin gene-related peptide-receptor component protein (gene crcp). Gene Ontology annotation, molecular function: nucleotide binding. NCBI's taxonomy places the organism in Eukaryota, Metazoa, Chordata, Actinopteri, Clupeiformes, Clupeidae. The transcript is spliced from 6 exons. The coding region runs from base 86 to 511 and encodes 141 amino acids. Gene Ontology annotation, cellular component: RNA polymerase III complex. Gene Ontology annotation, biological process: transcription initiation at RNA polymerase III promoter. The record is from RefSeq and is a predicted model, not a curated record.
UUUCUAAAGAUCAAACUAGGAACUAAUGUAACGUGGACGUUAUACUUGACGGGAUAUUGAAGAAGUCGGACAAUAGUACAUCAACAUGGACGUGAGGGAUGCAAAUGCGGGAAUGCUAAGCAACUACGAGGUGUAUCAACUCCUCACAGACCUCAAAGAGAAGAGGAAAGAAAGCGGUAAAAAACACAGCACGGGCCAGCAGAAUCUGAACACCAUUAUGUAUGAGACUUUGAAGUACCUUUCCAAAACGGCAUGCUCGCGACAGAAUCCCGAGAUUGUGAAGGAUUUUCUCAACACCAUGCGCGACCACAAACUCACCAAAGCAGAGAAGCUUCAGCUCCUAAAUCACAGACCUCAGACUGCUGUAGAGAUCCAGCUGAUGGUGGAGGAGAGUGAGGAGAGACUGUCGGAGGAUCAGAUUGAGGAACUCAUCCAGAAGGUGACUGACGUUCUCCCAGGAGAUCCUGCGGAAGAAGGGGAGGCCGAUAUGGAGGCCUCUGCAGACCAGUAGAAAAACCCUUUCUUCCACUGUGUCCACUUCCAAAACAAUUUCAGAGGACAGUGUGUGUGUGUGUGUGUGUGUGGAAAGGAGGUUGUGACCAGUGUCUCUGUUAUUACCACUGUUUAACAGAGUGACAUAUUUAUUUUGAAUUUCAUUUUUACCGACUGAAUAAAAAAUAGAAUCUCACAA